Molecule: messenger RNA, 1059 nt
Organism: Protopolystoma xenopodis
Lineage: Eukaryota; Metazoa; Platyhelminthes; Monogenea; Polystomatidea; Polystomatidae
Source: the annotation of a GenBank genome assembly
AUGCACAUACAUCCCCACCAUUGCCAAAGGAGUCUGAUUACCCACUUCUCACAGUGCUGCUGCUCUGCCGAAUCCGAAUGGUCUAGCUGGCAUCCACGUCAUCUGCUUUCCGAUAACUCAGUGUGGCGAUCUUUCCGAAGAUCAUCGGAUGCCAUGGAAGCCAAGCAGGAAACCUCAGAGGGUAUAUCUUCUACAUAUUUUGACCUAGCGUGCCAGGAACCGUCUUUCUGGACGUCUAAACAGAGAGAGGUUGAGAUUGAAUUGAGGAGUGUUGCUGAUACUUCUGGGAAAACUAAAAAAAAAAAAGCAAUCAAAGGCAGAUAUUAUCAUGAAGCAAGCACCAUGACAUUUUUCAAACCAGCUGGUAGGCCUUCCAUAGGAGCCCGAUUAGCUUCUGUAAAGUACUUUCAGCCUUCCAGAAUACGUAGAACAUGCUCGAGGAAAAAUCAACUUACUCUCUUACGCAAUCGAUUUCGAAAUAGGCUAUUUGGACCCUCAAUAGCGGUACAAGGUAGAAGCGGUGAGCAGAUGACUAAAAAUGUCACCAACCGCCAGGAGGUUGCCUCUGAUGGAGAGGAUAAAGAGAGAAUACAUGUUUCAAAAGAGAGCCAGGAGCAGCGCGGCAUUCAGUACCUUGAAGAUAGCGCAAGUUCUGGGAGAUAUAUUCAAGCAAAUGCAACUCGAGAAGAAUGGUGUCAAUCUGUUCAAAGCAGCAAAACCGACCAUGUCAAUAUGUCUACUCAUAAACAACACGAACAUUCCAUGGAAACUCAUCACUUUCCUCGGCUUCAUGUGCAUCCAAAUCAUCUGCAUUAUCAACCGCUACAACAUCGCUUCAAAAAAGGUCAUUCGAUAGGCUUAUUGAUGCCUGGGCCCCGUGUGAAGCCUAUACAUGUAGAGAGAUUCAGUGAUAGUUACUUGGGUUACGCGGUGAGCUCUGCAGAAGAUAAGUGGAAGGAUGCGGAUCUUGAUAGACACAGCGACAGAUCAUCAAGUGUUGGUCUUGGAAUGAAGGAUGAGAAGAACAAGAGUAUACUCCAUCAGGUAGGCCAAAGCUAA